AUAAUAGACAAAGACAACAAUACAAAAAUAAUUAUUUCUGAUCAUGGAGUCUGUAACAUCAGUAUGGUUGAAAAUUUUCUCAUUCCCUAGAAAAAAGAAAAUGAUUUAGCUGCCCGUCGCAGCUGAUUAGUGAUUAGUGCCAAUUACUAAGUCCUCCUUGAUCUUUAGUGUACCUUCAAUUUUUGUGAUACAUUUCUUUUCAACCUCAUCAUGUCAAUGCAGAGCCGAAAUUUACCUGUAGGAGUCAGGGUAGUUCUUGGUAUUUCAAGGAAAUGUUGCGCCAGAGUAUCCUUCAAUCGUAACGUUCUAAACCAAAGUCUAGUUUUCUUUUUGACGUUUAUGUCGUACACAUUCUACCAUGCAGCCCGAAAACCAAUUAGUGUCGUUAAAAAUGUACUGAAUCAAAAUUGUUCGAAUUUAAUACCACCUACCAACACAACCGAUGAUAACUGGUGUGACUGGGCACCUUUUGAUGGCCCAAAUGUCAAAGUUUUACUGGGUUACUUGGAUUCCUCUUUCCUCUUCUCGUACGCCAUAGCAAUGUUCUUCAGUGGUUUCAUUGCUGAAAGAGUGAAUCUUCGCUAUUAUUUAAGUACUGGCAUGAUUUUAUCUGGUCUGUCCUGCAUCUUAUUUGGAUUAGCUUAUGAGAAUCAAAUCCACUCUCUCACGUAUUUCAUCAUUGUUCAGAUGUUUGGUGGUAUAGUUCAGACAACUGGCUGGCCUGGUGUUGUUACUGUGAUGGAUAACUGGUUUGGAAAAGGGAAGAAAGGCUUUAUUUUUGGCGUUUGGAAUUCUCAUACAUCUGUCGGUAACAUUGUUGGGACUCUAAUAGCUAGUCGUUUUGUUGAAACCAAUUGGGGACUAUCAUUCAUAGCUCCUGGUGCCUUGAUCGCUAUUGGAGGGGUCUUGGUAUUCCUAUUUCUCAUCCCGGAUCCCAAAGAUACUGGAUGUAACAUUCCAACUUCUCCCAUCACCAGGAAGAAUCUCCAACCACAGUCGAGAGGAUUGCUUGAUGGGAGGUAUGAAAGAAUUAACACUCAACCGUACUCAGAGGAAGAGGAGUCAUCUCAAAUUGAGAGCGAUCUUUCUGACGAUCAAUGCAAUGCAGAUGAAUCUGAGACUAAUGGCAAAGUUCGAACUGAAGGCAGCCCCAUUCUCUCCAAUAUGCCUGAUAAACCUGUUGGCUUUUUCAAAGCAUUAGUAAUUCCAGGUGUCAUGGAAUACUCCCUGUGCUUAUUCUUUGCUAAAUUAGUCAGCUACACUUUCCUGUAUUGGCUACCUCGAUACAUAAAAUCAUCAACUACAUUAAGUGCAUCGACGAGUGCAGAUGUUUCCACAUUCUUUGAUGUUGGUGGUAUCUUCGGCGGUAUCAUUGCAGGUGCUCUCAGUGACUCUACCAACAUGAGUGCAACCACAUGCCUAUUCAUGUUACUACUUGCUGUGCCUUCACUUUACUUAUAUGAUGUACCGGUUGUUUUUGAAAACCAAAUCAUCUUAACCGGUCUCCUUCUGGUGAGUGGUGCCCUGGUCAAUGGGCCGUAUGCCCUUAUAACAACUGCUAUAUCAGCUGAUCUUGGAUCACAACAUUCAUCACGAGCUUUGGCCACUGUUACUGCAAUCAUCGAUGGAACUGGAUCAAUAGGUGCGGCUUUGGGGCCUCUCCUGGCUGGUCUUGUUGGUAACUGGUUCGGCUGGAUCAGUGUAUUUUACAUGUUAAUGUUAUCAAAUACUUUUGCAAUUUUGCUUUUAUCAAGGUUAGUAUGGAAUGAAUGGAAACAUUUCUGCAACACACGAAGGAUAGACUGAGAGAUAUGAAUUUCUUAUUAACGAGGGGAAAAAAAGGAAAGCAAAAGUCGCAGCAUCAAUUUUCUGUCACUGUAUAUUUAUGGCUUAAUAUUUUUUUAUGAAUGAUAUUUUUUUCCUUUUUUUCUACAAUGAUAUUUUAAGCAAAGAAAUUUCUAUUUUAGGUAUCUAUGUUUAUAUAAAUAUAAUUAUUAGAUCAUCUUAUUUCUAGUAAAUCAUUGUUUUCAACUUCUUUUAAGAUGAAAGAGGACUGAUGUAUUUUGAUCUCAAAAAGAAAAUUAGAAACUUUUGCCGCAGGUUUAAGUUGAUGUUUUUCAACUGCUUAACAUCUUUAAAUUUUGUAAAUUAGCUCCUCGAACAAUGCCUUUAAAUUUUGUACAUUUUUUUUUUUUUUUUUUUUUUUGCAAUUUUUUCUGAAAUAUUAUCAGAUUAUUUUUAUUUUUGGUUGUAACAGACUUUUCAGUCCAUGCAACAGUCUUUCAUUUUUUAAAUUUCUAAUUAGCGUUGUUAACUUGCAUUUUAAAUAUCAGAAACUCAAAGGUAUCUGAAUGUUAGUUCCUCUUUGGCACCGGCCAAAAUUUAAGAGUUGCUCAACCCGCUUUUGGGGGCAGGAUUGUACAUUACAAUUUUCAGCAAACACUGUAAGUCGUAUACUUUUCUUCAAAUUUCUGGUAACCUCUCAGAGAUAGGGGCAGUGUAACUUUUGAUUAGCUCCUAUUUGCUUUUACAAUAUUUAUGAAAUUAAUUUUAUGUAAUAAGUAGAGCUGUUUGAAGAAUGAAUCGCAGAAAAAAAUAGUUUGAAUUACCUAGUUUACUUUCAAACUUUGGUGCAAGUACUGUGAAGCCGCAUGAUUACGUAUCUGUGCCUUUGUGGGUACCUACUUCUAGCUGAAAGCUGAUUUUACCCUCUCAGCUAAGAAGUGCAGUGUGUCUUGAUCAUUCUGAGCAAAAGAAGAAAAUACAAUUUGGCCAAAAUGUGAUUGGUAUCAGCAAUGCUUUUUUAGGAAUGUUUGUUAAACUAGAUUAGUGGCCUCUGACUUUCAGUAAAGCUGCUCAUAUUUUGGGUCAUUUGCCCCCCCCCCCCAAUCAACCAUGAUAAUUUUGAGUUUCCUUAACUUGUAAGAGACAUGAUUGAAGAUUAGACGUGCUCACAAAGUGAAGGUAAUGACAAACAACACAUGAAGCUCGAAUUACCGAACUUCACUCAAUUCUGACAUUGUAUGAAUUGACUUUCUAUUAAGUCAAUUUUAAGGCAAAAUUUCAUCUUAUUCAAAUUUCCCCCUUUACUUAAAUUUCUCCUUCUCUACUAACAGCAACUGUGAAGUCAUUUAAUGAGAUUAAACAUUGUGAAACUAACUUUAGGGUAUAAAGUUACAAUUUUAAAUUUAGAAUGUAAUGCCAUACUGAGAGAAAAAAUAACAAUAUUCAAAAUAAUGAUUAAUGGACCAUUUGAUUAUCCCUGCAAAGGGUUAUUUAUCCCAACAUGAGAUUUUAACAUUUCCUUCCAUGUAGUAACUAGACAUGCAUGGAUAAGUAUUUAAUAACAACCUCAUUACCCAGGUUGAUCUUGAACCAUUUCAUACAUAGAUGGACCCAAAAGUAAUGCGACUAACAAUUCUUCUACAAACAAAUAAAUGGAAAAAAUUACCUUUAAAACCAGCCCUUUAUUUGGUAAAAAAUAGUAUGAGUUCUGAUGUUCUAAAAAUCGUUUAUCGUGGGGUAUUCUUGCGAAUUUGCAGCCCAUUUUUUAAACAGAAAACAAGCAAAAUUGAAGUCACAAAAGCAAAACUUCAUGAGCGCAUUUCUGAUCCAACAAGAUUCGAACUUUCAAUUCCUCCUCUCACCAUUGAGGUGCAGAUCUAUUCUUCUUGCUUUUUUUUUUUGCUCGUGAAAGAACCUCUUUGGGGACAACUUGUGUGUAUACCAUAGCUGACAUGAAAAAUUCAAGUUCCUAAAAUUAGGCUGAAGGUAAGAUAAACUGAAAUCAAAUGGUUUGCAAUUAAAAUUUACAAUGUGAUGCCAGCAGCAACCAAAAAGCCACGACAGACAGAGAGAUUACUAAACUCUUUGCUCUCCUUUAAUUAUUUCUCUAGAAAUAAGCCUUGUACCUUCUUGAUUUCUUUGCGGACUUAACUAAUUAUAAGUCAUUUUAUUUACCACGAAAUUUUAUGUACCUAAAAACCGACCAUCAUCAUAUAUCUACAAUUGCAUCCACCAAUUCUGACGCGUAUUGUAUUUUUUUAGAAGACUUAUUUAUCACUGUGACAAGUAAAAAGUAAAUAAAAUUUGUUCCAUAAAUAUUAUAUGCCGAAAUGAAAUUGUUUCUUGUUAUUGGUUUGUGUUUAAGAUAAUGAACCUGUGUUGAGGUUUGUUUUUGUUUGGUAAAUCCUACAUCAUUUUUGUACCUGGUAACUUGAGGCGUAUCUUUAGGAAUUGAUGGUGAGAAAUUUUUACAAGCAGGCACGUCAUUACUGCAUUUUGAUUUUUAUAAUAAACUACUCCAUGAGAGUUCGUAUAGUCGUAACAUGAGUCUUCGAAUCAAUGUCAAAUCAAAGAGAAUUUUGUUAAAAUAAAAGAGAUUUUCAUUUAAU
Molecule: messenger RNA, 4394 nt
Organism: Bemisia tabaci
Lineage: Eukaryota; Metazoa; Arthropoda; Insecta; Hemiptera; Aleyrodidae
Gene: MFS16
Product: major facilitator superfamily transporter 16
Biological process (GO): transmembrane transport
Cellular component (GO): membrane
Molecular function (GO): transmembrane transporter activity
Source: RefSeq, a predicted model, not a curated record